AUGGGAGGGCAGUGCGUGGCAUGUCCAGCAGGUGGUUUCUAUCAGGAUGAGCAGGCACAAUAUGAAAUUCUUUCUCAUGGUUUGGGAUGUAAACAGUGUCCAGACGGAACUUUUGUCAGUCUGCAAAGUUCACCAGGAGUACAAAGAGCUGACUGUCAGACAUGUCCAGACGAAACCAAACACAUGUACCUGAACUUUUCUGCCGAGUUACAACUCAAUAGCCAAUCAUAUAACAAAAGUCUGGCUCACUAUACUCAAGGUCUUCCUAAAGCCUACGCAUGUCUUACUGCAUCGGCUUGCAAAGGUGGUAUAGACUCGGAAUGUUCUGUUGGUUACGAGGGUCCCAUGUGUGCAAUGUGCAGUAGACAUUUUUAUAUGCUCGCAUCGAUAUGCCGCAAGUGCCCCACCCUACCCUGGAUAGUAACCCAGAUCAUACUUGUCAUUGUGAUUGUAGUGGGUCUGAUUGUCUUGCUGAUAAGAGACAAAAAGAACAAGUCAAGUGGGAGAUCUCUCUCUGAUAUCAUGACAGCCAGACUUAAGAUCCUGAUUGGAUUCUACCAAGUCACUUCAGGAACAAUCUCCAGUUUCUCGUACGUCCAUUGGCCUGAUGCCAUGAUCAAGCUGGUCAGGUAUGCAGAGGUUUUCCAGAUGAAUCUUCUACAAGCAGCUCCACUUCAUUGCAUAUCAGACUCCCUCAAGACUAAUGUUCACGUCAAACUGCUUGCUGCAGUACUAUUUAAUGUUGUUGCUAUAAUGGCUGGAAUCGUAUAUUAUCAUAUCAGGGUCAGACAAAUCCCCAGCAAGAGGAGGUCUCUUCUUCAACAGCGUUGUUACCGCACGGUCUUCCUGAUCUUAUUCAUUUCGUUCCCCAUGACAUGCAGCUACAUUUUUCAGGCUCUCCCCGAGACUUGCCAGGAGGUCUGCACCUCAACAGAUGAGAAGUUCUGCAAGUCGUACUUAAAAUCUGACUACUCUGUAGAAUGUGGAAGCAAGACUUUCAAGGUCAAAAGCCUCUUCUCUUAUGUCCUUGUAUUCUAUCCUGUUGGAUUUCCAUCGCUCAUUUUCUACCUGCUUUGGAAAUAUUACUACAAAGGAGGAAAGCAUGCUUCCCGCGAGGAAAGAGUGCAUACAAAGAAUGAUGGUAUCGUGGAAGGGUUGAAAUUCGUGUACGAGAACUACGCCAGUAAUGUGUGGUUUUGGGAAAUCAUCGAACUGGUGCGCAAAGUUCUCCUGACGUCUGUCAUUCUACUGGCUCAUGCUGAAAGUCGUACAUACCUUGGUGUAACAGCCAUAAUAUCAGGAAUAUAUGCCGUGUUGUUUGCUUACUACAAGCCAAUCACAGACACCUUUGAACACUGGCUUCAGUUGACUUCACUAUUGGCUACCAUGGUGAACAUGAUCGUUGGGAUGCUACUGAAGAUCCCUAGUGACAGCCUGUCUUCAAGUGUUAAUACCCACGUUGAUGAAGCUUUUGUAACAGCGGUGCUGAUGAUUGCUAAUGUUGCUGUCAUCGCCAUCAUGGCUGUCAAUUAUAUGGUAACGUUAGUACAGACUGUGCAGGUCAUCAGGAAGAACCCACAAUGUUCUAUCUCGUGCUGUUUGUACCUCUUCCUGACCAUAAACCAAGCAGGGAGUGACGUUUCUGGGAUAGAAGGUAAUAAUGACCUGAAGAAUUACCAAGAUAUGAACAUGGGCGUACGAUAA
This is a messenger RNA of Actinia tenebrosa (Australian red waratah sea anemone), 1704 nucleotides long. RefSeq lists its product as uncharacterized. Lineage: Eukaryota; Metazoa; Cnidaria; Anthozoa; Actiniaria; Actiniidae. The record is from RefSeq and is a predicted model, not a curated record.